AUGGAAAGCUCACAAGACCACCACCAACAUAUCAACAAAGCAUCGGCUACGUGUACCAAAAUGAACCGCAACAAUCAAGUACACCCCAUGGCACUUGCCAUCAGUGACAUUUCAUCCUCAGAGACAAAAGAAAAGCUGCAAACCUCCAAACCACGCGUUCCUUUAGUUGGCUUUCGUUCUAUCCAAAUUCGAGAAUUCGAACGCAUUGUGGGCGAUCACCCUGAUGUUACCCAUGGAGGUCCUCCCUUGGGUAUUGGAUGGGACUAUGUAGAGGGGGACGUAUUGGACAUUGACGAAUACGAGAAGCAAAAGAGCGACUAUAUUGCCGCUAAUAGUGACACACCGUGGCUCAUCGGUUUGCGUCGAAUGUCCAGUGGACGCAGACGAGACUUGCUUGGUAUUGAAUUCAAUGUGCCUCUGGAUGAAAUCAUCGAAGCUGAGUUGCAAGUAGAAUUGGUCAAGAAGCAACGAGCGCAGACUAACGGGCAAAAGAAAGUGUUUGCCAUGACAGAAGAGAUCAUCCAGUCUGCCAAGCGAAAACUCAACCGAAAACUCAAGCGAAGGUUCUCGAGAGACUUACUGGACUAUCAGUCUUUUCCUAAGCGAAGAGAGGUACAACAGAAAGUGGCAACGGUAGUUCCAUCUCCGCUUGAUACCGCUGAUGAGGCAAACAUUAGUCUCCAUCCACCAUUGGCGCCGCCUGCAAGCAUUCCUCAGAAACCAAUCCGCAUGCGCGAGAUUUCUGUAUAG
Messenger RNA from Seminavis robusta, 750 nucleotides. NCBI's taxonomy places the organism in Eukaryota, Bacillariophyta, Bacillariophyceae, Naviculales, Naviculaceae. The record is from the annotation of a GenBank genome assembly.